Molecule: messenger RNA, 3390 nt
Organism: Rotaria sordida
Lineage: Eukaryota; Metazoa; Rotifera; Eurotatoria; Philodinida; Philodinidae
Source: the annotation of a GenBank genome assembly
AUGGAAAUAAUAGUCAUAUUAGCAAAUGGUCCUUCGAUACAAUCUCUAAUAACAUUAUCAUAUGAAACGAGCAUCAUACCAGAAGAAACAUCGACUGAAAUCAACAAGGAAGAAACAUCAACCGAAAUCAACAAGGAAGAAACUACAAGUCAGUAUAUACAAAGCACAAUUCAAACAACUAUUGGUAAGACAACAACAACAACACACUCUACUACGAGUUCAAUCAUUGGAAAAACUUGUUCUCGACCUCUUAUCACACUUUUUCCAAGUCCGUCAAGUCUUGAAAGUCCUUUACAAUUUCGACGAAGUCAAGACUUUUACAUCAGUGCAACGCUUACAUUAAAUUGUGCUGAAUCGCUUGACAUUGAAAGAAAAUGGUCAGUCUUUGAGUGUACUCCGAAUUGUUCUAUUGAAGCCAAAAUUGACUCAUCAAUAAAGUUAAUUCUAAAUGAAUUAUUUAUUCCAGCAAGAACUUUAUCUUAUGGUGUUUAUGAAUUAAAACUAACUGUAACAAUGACUGCCUCAUCUAAUCUUAUUUCAUCAGAGUCUUCUUUUGUUAAAAUCAAUCCAUCAGGUAUUACUGCCAAUCUUGUUCAAUUCGGUACAUCCUUGAUUACAAGCAGUUAUGAAGAAGACCUUAUACUCAAUCCUGGUAAUUUUUCGAUCAAUCCUGAUGAGACUACGUUCAAUGCUAGUGAUUGGACCUAUCAAUAUAGAUGUAGACUUUACAAUACAACAAAUAUGGGAACGGAUACUUAUAUCUAUGAUAAUACUAGCUCAUGUUUUUCAAAUCAAGCAGAUGUAUCAGCAUGGCGAUAUAAGCCUAUGAAUGAUUCUCAAUCAUCAGUGAGGAUUCAAGCUAGAUCAUUAGAAUAUAAUCGUAUAUAUCAAUUCAGUGUUUUUAUGAUUAAUCGUCGAAAUAUUACAUCUCAAGCCACUGGUUAUGUACUUGUAAACGUCGAAAAUACUCGUACUCCGAUCAUUGCUGUAGCUUGUGUAAUUUCAACAAUGUGUUCACCAAAUCUACAAUAUCAAUACAUUAAUCCAAGUACACAGAUUGCUCUCUUUUCUGUUUGUACUGGCAACUGUAGACCGAUAGCAAAUAUUCAUUGGAAUAUUUAUAAAGGUUCAAAUGAUUCAUUGGUGGCUGCUGUUGUUGAAUGGACUCAAUUUAAUCAUAUGAAUUCUUCUCAACAUCUUCAUUUUCUUGGAGUAAAUACAACUAAUUUCACUGCUAUCAAUACAUUAUUUACUAAAAAUCCAAAUAUUAGUUAUUGGCGUUUUGAAGUUGUUUAUUCAUUUUAUAAUGAAACAAGUUCGAGUGCAUUAGAUUUUAUGAUUAAUCAACCACCUGAAAAUGGUUCUUGUUCGAUUGAUCCUCAAAAUGGUACAACAACUACUUUAUUUAUAGUUAAUUGCACCGAUUGGUUUGAUAAAGAUAAUAUCUCAGAUUAUUCAUUUUAUCUUUGGUAUGAAAAGUCUUCUGAACUAGUGAUGCUUGCUUUCACAACAAGUUCUACCUUACAAAUAAGAUUACCGCCUAGUGAUGACAAUACAUCAACGCUUAACUUAACAGUUCAUAUUCGAGAUACACUCAACGGUGUAAGAGAAUUUUAUCUAGAAGAACGUAUUGUCGUUAUCCUGAAUGAAAGUUCCAUUAACACAUUUAUUGAUUCUAUACAAAAUACAAACAAUAAUGAUCCUAUCGUUCAAGCUCUUGCUAGUGGUAAUCAACAUAUUAUUGCACAAGUAACUACUAUAUUUUCACAAGAAUUAAAUAAGAGAAAUAAAAAAAGCUUGGAAACAGCUAUAGCAAAUGGCAUUCCUGCUGCAAAAAUUUCAGUAUCACCAUUAGGUAGCAAUAGACGAUCUGAGAUACUCGCAUCACAGAAAUGUUAUGAACUUGCUCGUACACUCAAAGCUAUUGCUAUGAGAGUUUCCUAUGAAGACGCACAAUAUGCAUCUACUCGAAUUUCUUAUUGUAUUAAUAAUGUUUUAACUGCUAUUAAUGCACCAUUACAACAACGAGGAUUUAUUCUUAAUGCUGAAUCAAUUUAUGAAGAUAGUACUGUUGAUGAUUAUGAGACUGAUCUUGAACUUAUGGAAUUAAAUUUAAAUUUACUUACUAAUCAGGAUGAUUUUUCAAGAGAAAUAUUGAAAGAAAAUCGAAUUCGUUAUAAUCAAAAGAAGACAGCAAAUGAAAUUGGUAAACAAGCUAAUGCAACUUUUUCAUUAAUCACUACAAUACUAAAAAUUCAUUUAAAUAUUGGACAAAACAUAAGCAUGAACUCAGCAUCAUUAUUAAUUAAUAUAGAAACUACAACAAUUGAAUCUUUAUCAAAUAAAAUAAUUAAACAAGUUGAUCAAGCACAAAUUCAUAUUCCAUCGAAUUUCGAAUCAAAUAUACCAAAAAAUACUACAAUAUCGCUUCGAUCAACAAUGCAUUCAUUAGCUCCAGCUGGUGCUUCUCAAUCAUCAGCAAAUACAAAUAUGUCAACAGCUAUUUCAUUAUCUUUACUUGAUAUUUCUGGAAAGGAAGUAUCUAUUCAUGCUAGUAAUAAACAACCAAUCGAAUUUUUUAUUCCUCGAGAUCCAAAUUUUAUAUUACCAAAAAGGAUUUUACAAAAUGUUACUUCAAAAUCUAAUGAAGAACUAUUUUAUUUAACUGUCAUUCAUACAAAUGAAUUUAUAACUAAUAAUAAUUUGACAAUGUCUGUACAUUUUGAAAUACGACCACUUGAUCGUAGUCUCGGCUAUAUAUUUAUCUAUAAAUUUGAUGGUACACCUUAUUUGAAUAGUUCGAAAAAAAAUAUUGAUGGCUGGUCUUUAUUCUGUCCAUUGAAUUUAACAGAAGAUGGUAUUUAUAAAUAUUUUAUUGAUAACCGAAAAAUAUUAUAUCAUAAAUUGAUUGUAUUUGGUUUACGAGAAUUAAAUUCAACAGAAAUUGAUAAUUUCUGUCAAAAUACGUCAAUUAGUAAUAGUCCACCUAUAAUUGAUGAACCUUUGAAUUUUACAUCUGACUAUGAAUUACGUAUUUAUACAUCUGGUUGUUAUUAUCUUGAUGAAUAUAAUAAUUGGCAAUCCAAUGGUUUAUGGGUUGGUCCAUUGACAGAUUAUAAUAAAACACAAUGUUUUUCUACCCAUUUAACUACAUUUGCUAGUAGUUUUCAAGUUUUAUUUCUUUCGAUUCAUACAAAUGAAUUUAAUCUUAAAAGAUAUCUUACACAAUUCAAUCAGUUAGAAUGGUUUACAAGACAUAAAUUUUUUAGUCAUGAAGAAUAUAUUUUCAAACAAAUUGACCAACCAAGGAAUGAUACGACACAUAACAAAGAGUUUGAUCCUUUUCAAUUAUCAUUUUAUCAAAUGUGCAGUAAUUUGGAACUUCAAUAA